CCUGUAAUAGCGGUUAACUAUCCUCUUGGGCUUCCUGUUUUAUCAACACUGUACCUGGCUGUACAUCUAAAUUAGGAACAAUGAGCCAAGUCCGAAAGUCCUUGAGCAGCAAACCUGGAUCAUGCAAUGUUCGAGGCUACACAGCUUGUUCCAUUGGUGGGGGAUUUGUAGGGCCAAAAUAUAAUUUUAGCUCUUUAUCUUCUGCUGGAGGUAACCCCAUCCACCACAACAGUGGAAAGCUAAAAUCCACUGGAAGCCUAUAUUGUUUAGGGGGUCACAAAAGAACCUCUAUCAGCAGCGGGAGAGUCCUUGGUUCCACGUUGGGUACCAGCAAGGGAUUUGGAACUGACAGCUUUCCUGUAUGUCCACCAGGAGGUAUCCAAAAGGUUACAGUCAACCAAAUUCUUCUCCAGCCAUUAAAUGUAGAUAUUGACCCAAACAUCCAAAAGGUGCGCUCUGCAGAAAGGGAUCAGAUCAAGUGCCUCAACAACAAAUUUGCCAGUUUUAUUGACAAGGUUCGAUUUCUGGAACAACAAAAUCAAAUUCUGGGAACAAAAUGGAACUUUUUGCAAGACAAAAGUCAGAAACUUUGCUCUAGGAGAGAUACUAUUAAACCAUUGUUCGAUGCUUACAUUACCAACCUUCAGCGCCAACUGGAAGGAUUAAGGAGUGAAAAAUGUCGCCUAGAUGGGGAACUGAAGAACAUGCAGGAUGUGGUGGAAGAGUUCAAGUGCAAAUAUGAAGAAGAGAUUAAUAAGAGAACAUGUGCUGAAAAUCAGUUUGUAGGCCUCAAAAAGGAUGUGGAUGUCUUAUACAUGAAAAAAGCAGAGUUGGAGGCCAAAGAGGAAACUUUGGCAAAUGAGAUCAGCUUCUUGAGGAGCCUCUUUGAUGCGGAACUGGCUGAACUACAAGAUUGUCUGUCUGAUAUUAAUGUUGUUCUGUGCAUGGACAACAACCGGGAAUUGGACCUGAAUGGCCUCAUUGCAGAAUGUAAAGCACAGUAUGAAGAAAUUGCAGCCAGAAGCAAAACGGAAGCUGAAGCUGCAUAUGCCAGAAAGUUCCAACAGCUGAAGGAAACAGCAGGACUACAUGGAGACAAUCUAAAAAGCUCUAAGACUGAAAUUCAAGACCUGAAUACCAUGAUAAAGAGACUUCAGUCAGAGAUUGAGUGUGUGAGGAAACAGAUUGCUGGUCUGCAAGCUGCUAUUUGUGAUGCUGAAUCCAGAGGAGAGGCUACUUUGAAAGAUGCCAGAUGUAAGAUGUCAGAGUUGGAGGCCGUAUUACAGAAAGCCAAGGAGGACUUGGCCAUUCAACUGAAGGAAUAUCAGGAGCUCCUCAGGGUCAAAUUGGCACUGGAUGUUGAGAUUGCUACCUACAGAACUCUUCUGGAGGGAGAGGAGAGCAGAAUGCAUGGAGAGAUUACUAAUGAUGUCAAAAUAUCUGUGUACACUACUGGAAAGCUUGGAAGCUCAAACGCUGAAUGUAUAUCUACAUGCAACUUGAAAAGCAGUGGAAGUAUCCUUGCAGGAGUAGACGGUCCCAAGUGUGCCACCAAGUGCAUCUCCAAGUGUGUCCCUAAGUGUGCCCCCAAGUGUGCACAGUCACCAAAACCCUGUGGGACCACCUGUACUAAACCAAGCUAUAUGUAAGGUCUACUUUAAAAGACCCCAGUUAGACCAAUGAGUAUCCAUCUUCAGCAACUGUUGUCUCUCUGUAUGCUUUUCUCAUUUUAACUUAAAUACAUGGGUCAUUUGUACAUAACCAAUGCUCCAUUCUGUCUGAACUAAGGAAUAUUCUAAAAUGAUCACAAAGAUGUAAAAAAUGAUAUUUGUUACUCUUUGGGACACACCAACAAUAACAAAUGUCUUUGACUGGACCUUAUAAUAUCUUGGUCUUGUCCUGACCACUCAUGCAUUGUAUUUUUACAUAUAUGACACUAAGCAGCACUAAAGCAUGUACACGUUGUCAGUUUGGGGUCUUGUUCCUUUCUAUGGACACAGAAAUGCUCUUUGACAACUAAAAGCUAUGAUGUAGUGGAUCACACCCUGAAGAAUUCUGAUUCUAUUAUAGUUACUGGCAGAUGGACAAAUCCAUUCGGCUCAUUUAUCAUAUCUUGAUAAUAAACACUAAUUAUUUUGGACUAUGGCAACCCAUGAUCACUUGCUGCUCAGAUUUAAUAUAACUAUUAUGCUGUGAUAUAAAUGGCUUUACAUAAUUGUUUCUCUAUGACUAUAUCUUUAUUAUCUCUGCUGCAAUUGAUGAGGUUGCUAAUUGUUGGAGGAGCAUUUGACGCAACACUGAAGAUGGUUGAAUCUGUAUAUCUAAUAAACUGCAUUUUAAAAUCAU
Molecule: messenger RNA, 2346 nt
Organism: Xenopus tropicalis (tropical clawed frog)
Lineage: Eukaryota; Metazoa; Chordata; Amphibia; Anura; Pipidae
Gene: krt78.4
Product: keratin 78, gene 4
Exons: 9
Coding region: 81-1649 (522 amino acids)
Cellular component (GO): intermediate filament; keratin filament
Molecular function (GO): structural molecule activity
Source: RefSeq, a predicted model, not a curated record